This is a messenger RNA of Solanum tuberosum (potato), 1728 nucleotides long. Its product is annotated as vinorine synthase-like. The record is from RefSeq and is a predicted model, not a curated record. The transcript has a single exon. The coding region runs from base 354 to 1631 and encodes 425 amino acids. NCBI's taxonomy places the organism in Eukaryota, Viridiplantae, Streptophyta, Magnoliopsida, Solanales, Solanaceae.
UAUACGUCUUGUCCUCUAAUCUCUGGUUAUAUGCAGCUGAAUAUCACUUUCAUUACUCCCUUGGAUAAUCCGCUCUGCCACAAAUAAAUUUUUUAUUUGGUUCAAUCAUCCAUCAUUCCGAGCCUACUGAUUUGACUAAUUCAAAUUCUGCGAAAAAUCUCCCUACUAGGAUUGACCUUUUCCAGAAUUAGACCACGAGAUCUCAUUCAUCUCACCACACUACUUGAUGAUUUUGCCGGCCUUAUUGUCUUUUUUCCCUUUUGGCACUUUUGGGAAUCUGUUAUUCUCACUCUGAUCUGCUUAUAUGCACAAAAUUUGUACAAACUAAAUCAACAUAUUCUCAUUGAGGGGAAAUGGAUAUCAAAGUUGAGAUUAUCUCUAAAGAAACAAUCAAACCAUUUUCUCCAAGUUCAAAGAGUCAUAAAAGCCACAAGCUUUCUCUUUUAGAUCAGAAGGCUCCAAAUUGUUACACUACAUUUGUUCUCUUCUACAACAAGAACUCAAGUAGUGAUUUGGAAAAUGUUAUAGAUUCUCUUAAGGUAUCCCUCUCGAAAACCUUAAGUUACCUGAACCCGCUUGCAGGAAGAGUUAAAGAUGGAAUCACAGUUGAAUGCAACGACCAAGGUGUCGAUUUAACGCGUGCCAACGUUCAUGAAGACAUGUCAAAUGUGCUUAUGAACCUGAAAAUUCAAGUCCUGAGAAAAUUACUCCCAAUGAAUCCAUUAACAAGAUCAGAUGACAAUGUCUUGUUGGCACUACAGAUAAACUGUUUUGCUUGUGGUGGAAUUGCUAUAGGUGUUUGUAUUAGUCACCUUAUAACUGAUGGUUCAUCCAUCGCCACUUUUCUCAAAACCUGGGCAAGCAUUAGUCAGAGUCGCGCAGAAAAUGACAACAUUACUAUUUCAGACAAAUUGUUCAUGGAUUGUACUUCCAUCUUUCCACCAAAAAAGGUCCAUAGUUUUUCUGUGUUUCAAUUUGGGGGAAAAGAUCAACUUCAACCAAAAAUGGCAGCAAGAAGAUUCGUGUUCGAUGAGUCCAAUAUUUUGGCUCUGAACACGAAAGCAGAACGUUCAACUUCUCAAGUAGAGGCUGUGCUAGCCUUUGUAUGGGAAUCAGUUAUUGCAGCUAUGCAGAAAAGGAGCAAUAACAAUGGUAUCAAGAAUUAUGUAAUUCGAAUUCCAAUAGACUUGAGGAGAAGAAUUCAACCUCCAUUACCUCAACAAACCAUGGGAAAUAUCAUACAUAUGGUUGAGGCAAAUUGGGAAGUUUCUGAGGGACCUUUAGACUAUAAGUUACUAGUGAAAAAAAUUCAAGAUUCAAUAAAGAAUGUGACUAAACAUGGCUAUGAUGUAAAAAAUAUGGAUGAUAGAGUAAGAACAUUGAAUAAAGAAGAGAGAAUACUUGGCUCCACUAGUUUUUGUAAGUUUCCUUUCUAUGACAUUGAUUUUGGAUGGGGUAGGCCAAAAUGGGCAUCUGUUGGAAGCAUAGCUCCCAAUUUGGUUGUUUUAAUGGACACUAGUGAUGGGAAGGGAAUAGAAGUAUGGCUUGGGUUGGUAGAGGAAGACAUGGCCAUACUUGAGAAAAAUCAAGAAUUCUUCAAAUUUGUUUCUCUAAGUCAAUCUAUUUUCUGAAUGCAAGUUUCCUUCAUUCACAUGUAAUCCAAAGGAACAAAUAGGUUUUACUGGUCUUAUAUUUAUACAGAACAAGUCAAAAACAUAUUUAUCUCAA